UCUCCUCGAGAUACGAAUUCAAUCAUGCCAGAAAUCAAAAAAUUAAUAUAAAAUCGUAUACUUUGAGUUGACCCAUGGCUCAAUAUCAGACCUGGUCUUUGAGCAGGAUAAUCUGAUCGGAGUUUUGAGGAAAAUGGAUGAAGCUCUUUACAAAGCAGUGGUGACUAAUGACAGACCGGCUUUUCUUGGUCUGGUUCAGGAAAACAACUCACUGCUUGGGCAGAGAGUUUCUGGGUAUGAAGACACCGUGUUACACCUCGCGACCAGGCUUGGCCACACUGAGUUGGUAUCUGAAAUCAUCGGGUUGAGUCGCGAAAUGGUUUCAUCUGAAAAUUUCAGAAGGGAAACUCCAUUGCAUAUCGCCUGUUUCAAUGGCAAUUUUGAGAUAGUCAAACUCCUCUUAGCCGUUGACCCUUGGGUGGCUUCAAGGCUUGACUGUGAAAAUCAGAGUUCAACCUUCUUAGCUUGCAUUAACGGUCAUCUCGAUGCAGCAGAGCUAUGUUUGCAGCAACCAGGAGUUGUGCCAUUUGAGGAGACCAAAGCUGCUUUGUGCCUUCGAGUCACCAUUGCCAAAGGAUUCACAGGUAUAGCUAAGAAAUUGCUUACCCUGUAUCCCAACUACACUUGGAAGGCUGAUGAGAAUGGAUUUAUUCCAUUACACUAUGCAGCUCGUGAAUCAAAUUUUGAGAUUACCAAAUUGAUAUUAGAGCAAGAUUUUAGCCUUGUUACACAGUUUAAUAAUCAUGGUUAUACACCAUUGCAUUUGGCUGCAGCAGAAGCGGCAACUCAUGAAAUUCUUAAAGAAUUUCUAUCACGUGCUCCAUUGUCUUUCAAUGUUUUUACAAGAGAUGGAGAUACAGUGUUUCAUCUUCUUGCCAGAUCUGGAAAAGUAGAUGCCUUUAAGUUUCUAGCACCAAUUUUCAACAACAACACUAAUUUACUGCGCCAGUCAGACCAGUAUGGAAAUACGGUCUUACAUCUUGCUCUCUGCGCACAUUGCUAUCCUUUGGCAGAGUACAUAAUCAAUGAAACAAGAGUGGAUCCUAAUCAGAGAAACGUGGGAGGAUAUACAGCUAUGGACAUUCUCAACCAGGCAGAAAAAACCCCACAAAUCCAGCACCUUCAAGAAAUAUUGGAACAAGCUUGUAGGAAGAUGAGUCAACCAGCUGCAAUUAAAGUCAUGAAUGCUCAUACUUGGGCACCGGAUGAUAGAGCAGACCCAGUUGUUUAUCCAGGGCAAAAUGUUAUGACAAAUGGUGAUCUCAGUGUUGAUGGUAAGCAGGACUUGAAAAAUACAGAAGAUAUUUAUGAGGAAGAUGCUGAUGUUCAUCAGGGUGAUUAUAAUUCUUCCUCAUCUGAUCGAAAAUCGAAGGAGAAGAAGAGAAGAAGAAGUCAUCAACACGGAAAGAAACAGCCCCGUCAGAGACCAAAAGAUCCAAAAGUGAAAGAUCGCAAGGAUCGAACAAGGAGUGAGAUUUACACAGAAGCAAUGCAAAAUGCUAGAAACACAGUGUCAUUAGUAUGUAUUUUGAUUGCCACAGUGGCUUUUACCGCGGGAAUGAACCCUCCUGGUGGUGUAUUUAACGAAGGACCCCUUACAGGGAAGACAACAGUAGGCAAAAAGAUGUCGUUCUUCAUAUUUCAAGUAAGCAACAACCUUGCUCUGUUCUUGUCAUUGGGCAUUGUCAUUUUUAUCCUAACUGUAAUCCCUAAAGAGGAAAAGCCACUGAGGAAAAUACUGGCAAUCACUCAUAAGUUCAUGUGGGCAGCUCUGGUGUGCAUGGCAGUAGCCUAUGUUGCUGCAACAUGGGUGAUUUUACCACGCAAUGGUCUAGGUAAAUGGGAGCUUGGUAUUCAACUGGUUAUCAUUUGUUCGACUAUGGGAAUCCUAGUUGUCUGGUCAGCUUUCCUGUCUUUGAAACAAUGGCGGGUAAACAGGAAUAGGAAGAAGAAGAAGAAGAAUGAAAAUGGAGGUGGAAAUAUCAGAAGGGUUCAUGUCCCAUCGGGGAAACAGCGUCCGAGAUCUGGCUCUGACUGUUGUUGCUAUUCUUGUUUGGCUAAAAUUAGUUGUUAUUGUUCUAAUAGUAGUUCCUCAGGUUACUGCACAAUUGUGAGCUCUUCUAAUUAAUGGAAUAUUUAUGAAUAAUUCCUGAACAUUGAAGCAUGUCAACAUUUUUUAUUUCUUUGUGUGACUAUAAUUCAAAUAAAAUUAUGCAGGAGUUUGUUUCUUUGCUUCA
Carica papaya (papaya) is the source of this 2237-nucleotide messenger RNA. RefSeq lists its product as uncharacterized. Gene Ontology annotation, molecular function: protein binding. Gene Ontology annotation, cellular component: plasma membrane. The record is from RefSeq and is a predicted model, not a curated record. NCBI's taxonomy places the organism in Eukaryota, Viridiplantae, Streptophyta, Magnoliopsida, Brassicales, Caricaceae.